Molecule: messenger RNA, 1542 nt
Organism: Peromyscus eremicus (cactus mouse)
Lineage: Eukaryota; Metazoa; Chordata; Mammalia; Rodentia; Cricetidae
Product: basic proline-rich protein-like
Exons: 3
Coding region: 1-1542 (513 amino acids)
Source: RefSeq, a predicted model, not a curated record
AUGCAGUCCAUGUCGCCGCCGCCGCCGCCGCCGCCGGACCGAGCCUGCCGGCUGCUGGGAAAGGCCCCAGGGAGCGGCUCCCAAAGCUCAGAGAUGGCAGCAAGGGUGAGCAGAGGACUGGAGCGCCCGGCCCUCCCUCCGGAACCCGCCCGAGGCCUCCCGUCUGGAGCCCCGCGGUCCCUCGCUGUGGCGGUCGGAACCCAGGAUCCCGCCCCGGGAAGCCGCGCUCCUCCCGCCCGCCCGCCCUCCCGGCUGGCCCGGGGAAGCCGCGCUCCUCCCGCCCGCCCGGCUGGCCCCGGGAAGCCGCGCUCCUCCCGCCCGGCUGGCCCCGGGAAGCCGCGCUCCUCCCGCCCGCCCGGCUGGCCCCGGGAAGCCGCGCUCCUCCCGCCCGCCCGUCCGCCCUCCCGGCUGGCCCGGGGAAGCCGCGCUCCGCCCGCCCGGCUGGCCCCGGGAAGCCGCGCUCCUCCCGCCCGCCCCGCUGGCCCCGGGAAGCCGCGCUCCUCCCGCCCGCCCGCCCGGCUGGCCCCGGGAAGCCGCGCUCCUCCCGCCCCGCUGGCCCCGGGAAGCCGCGCUCCUCCCGCCCGCCCGCCCCGCUGGCCCCGGGAAGCCGCGCUCCUCCCGCCCGCCCCGCUGGCCCCGGGAAGCCGCGAUCCUCCCGCCCGCCCGACUGGCCCCGGGAAGCCGCGCUCCUCCCGCCCGCCCCGCUGGCCCCGGGAAGCCGCGAUCCUCCCGCCCGCCCGACUGGCCCCGGGAAGCCGCGCUCCUCCUGCCCGCCCCGCUGGCCCCGGGAAGCCGCGCUCCUCCCGCUCGGCUGGCCGCUCUAGGAGCCGAGCGCCCGCGUCUCACCUGGAAUCACCCCUGGAGAAGGACCCUGGCGUUCUCGGCAUCCAGCCCGUCCCCCGAGGCAGGGCGCUGAAGGGGUUAAGUCCCCUGGGGCUGGCCUCUGUCUUCCGGCUUUUCCCAGACCCCACAGCCGUGAGUCGGGGCCGCCUGGGUCCCCGGGGUGGCCUGGAGGCCCGGGACAGCCGCCGGGGAACAAUAGGGCCAAGGAGGCGGCGACGGGUGCGGGGCGCAGGCCGGGCCGGGGGCGGCGGGGGCGGCGGCCGGGGGAUUGUGGGAACCGCGCGAGGGCCGCCGUGGGGGAGGGGAGGCGCGCGCGCCGGGAGAGCGGGGCCGGCCGGGGCCGCCGCUCUCCGGGGCCCGGGAAGCCUGGGCGUCCGCGGCGGGGAGGGGACGCUGGCCGCUCGGCCGGCCUUCCGGAGCCGGGGACGGGGUCGGCGCUGCGGGCCGGGAGCGCUGGAGCCCGGGUCCGCCUGGGUGCGGGGGGCGGCGUCGAGGGCGGUCCCGCCGCCUCCUUGUCAGGGUCACCCUGGGCCGCGCGCACCUCCGCGGGCCGGCAGCCGCCCCGGGCCGUCCUUCCCGCCUCGGUCCGCCGGGGGCUGGCGCUGCCCGGCCUGGGCUGCUUCCCAGUACUUCUCGCCUCCCUGUCUUCGCUACUUCUCGCCUGUGGCCUUGUCAUUAACCCUUUCCCUUCUAAGGUAG